This is a messenger RNA of Gastrolobium bilobum, 2835 nucleotides long. Its product is annotated as protein NETWORKED 2A-like. NCBI's taxonomy places the organism in Eukaryota, Viridiplantae, Streptophyta, Magnoliopsida, Fabales, Fabaceae. The transcript has 2 exons. Gene Ontology annotation, molecular function: actin binding. The record is from RefSeq and is a predicted model, not a curated record. The coding region runs from base 1 to 2835 and encodes 944 amino acids.
AUGAUACGCAAACUAUUAAUAACAGAUAUGGAGGAGAAGGUGACUGAGACCCUCAGAAUCCUGCAUGAUGAUGGGGACUCAUUUGCCAAGAGAGCAGAAAUGUAUUACAAGAAGAGGCCAGAGCUAGUAAAUUUUGUGGAAGAAACCUUUAGAGCAUAUAGAGCCUUAGCAGAGAGAUAUGAUCAUUUAUCCAAGGAGCUCCAAAGUGCCAACCGCACUAUUGCCAGUGUCUUCCCAGAACAAGUUCCAUGUCAAAUUGAUGAAGAUGAUGAUGAUGAUGUUACUGAUACAUUAACAAAUCGAUCAUCUCCAGACUCCAACAAUCAAAUAAAUAAAUCAGUGACUGUUCCUCAAGUUCCCAAGAUCCCUAAGAAGGAUUUUAGAAGCCCUUCCAUGUUGCUCUCUAGGAAGGGCCCACCUAAGAGGAGUACUAGCUAUGCAAAAUAUGUUCCAACAGCUCCAAGAUCAGGUCUUACCGAGGUUGCAGCACUUGCUGAAAUUGACAAGCUUCAGAAAGAUAUUUUGGCGUUGCAGACUGAGAAAGAGUUUGUAAGGAGUUUGUAUGAACGUUCCUAUGAAAAGUACUGGGAAAUCGAAGACCAGAUCACAUCUGUGCAAAAAAGAGUUUGCAGCUUGCAAGAUGAGUUUGGUGUUGGUACAGUCAUAGAAGAUGAUGAUGCUCGAGCUUUAAUGGCAGCCAGAGCUCUAAAAUCAUGCCAAGAGACCCUGGCUAAGUUGCAAGAGAUUCAAGCACAAUCAUCUAAAGAAGCUAAAGUGGAGUAUGAAAGGGUUAAGGAAGCUCAUGAGAUGUUUGAAAACCUUAGAGACCAAUUCAUUUCUAAAUAUAUGAGUCAACAAGACCAAGAUAAUGAGGACAAAUGUUGCAUAAGAACAGAAGAAAAAAACAUAGAUGAAGAGAUGGCUAGCUUGGAGCAAGAGGAGCAUGAUAUUGAACUGUUGCGAGAGAAGAUUAAAGAAAAAUUGGAGGAAGAUUCAGGUAACAACCUCACUGUGACUGAAAUGGCUGAGUGCAUUGAUGAGCUUGUAAAUAAGGUUGUUAACUUGGAAACUGCAGUCUCUUCUCAGACUGGUUUGGUAAAGAGACUGAGCUCAGACACAGAUGAACUUCAGACAAAUAUAAGGAAGUUGGAAGAGGAUAGGGAAAUGCUCAUAGAAGGUUCAGAAGUUACCAACAAGAAGCUAAAAGAAUUGGAGGAGGAAUUGAGGAGAGUUAAACUUCUCAACCGAAGUGUCAAAACCCAAGGCAAAAGCCUCCAAACACACUUUACUGAAGCUAGCUGUAAUCUUGAGCUCCUUUCUGGAAAAUUGAAUAAUAUGAAGCCAGAUGUGGAGGAUGAGAAUCUGGUACUUUACAAGAAGAAGAAAAGUGCUACUGAUGAAAAACAUGGUGAUGAAUUGUCAGUUGAAGACUCAACGGUCAUGAAGGAUGUGAAGACAAUAAAUGAAGAUGCUGCUGCAAAUGUGGAUGAUAACAAGUCCAAUUUGAGCGAAAGUAGUAAUUUUAUGACUAAAAGGAUUCAAAAGCAGGUACAACAGGAUAAGGAUGAUAUGUCUGACACAGUGAGCAAUCUCGACAUUGAAUCUCAGGAUUUGGAUAUUGGUGAGGAAGAUGAACCUAACUGGAGGCAGAUGUUUAUAAGUGGAUUAGAUGAUAGAGAAAAGAUUCUGUUGGAGGAGUACACAUCAGUUUUAAGGAACUACAAGGAUGUCAGAGUGAAGCUCAAUGAUGUGGAAAAGAAAAACCGGGACAGCAUUUUUGAGUUGGCACUUCAGCUAAGGGAAUUGAAGAAUGCUCUUGGCACGAAGGACAAAGAGAUACAGUUUUUACAUCAGAAGCUGAACGGUCCAGACACAAAUCCUGAUGCAAGUCCCUACACCCUUACCACUGAAUAUAAAUAUACCCCCCAUGAAGCGCUUCUUCAAAAAGGAGCUCAUGAAGCUAACAUGCACGAAUCUGGAGUUUCACCUUUAAGUUUAGAGGCAAAUACAGUGAGAACUUCUUUCGCCGAACAUGUUGAAUCUGAAAGCAAAGAAAAUCUUAUCUUAUCAUCUACCUUAGAGAAGCUAAUGGCAGACCAGGAUAAGCGCCAUGACCUUUCAAACUUGGAAAAGAAAUUCCGUUCAGAUAUCGAUGACCUGUUGGAGGAGAAUCUAGAGUUUUGGUUGAGGUUUAGCACUUCAGUUCAUCAGAUUCAAAAGUUUCAAAACUCUAUCCAAGACUUAAAAGCAGAGCUGAGGAGAAUAAAGGAAAACAAUAGGUCUGAAGGGCACUCACAUUCUAGACAUCAGUCCAUACAAUCUCAGAUUAGGCCAAUAUUCAGACACCUGAGAGAGAUAAGAACUGAGUUAUCACUGUGGCUGGAACAUAAUGCAGUGUUGCAGGACGAACUGCAAGGUAGAUAUUCAUCCUUGUGCAACAUCCAAGAUGAAAUAGCAAGAGCAGGUAAUGCAGAAUCUGGUGCUGAAAAAGGAGAGCUAAUAAGUGGGUAUCAAGCUGCAAAGUUUCAGGGUGAGAUUAUCAACAUGAAACAAGAGAACAGUAAGGUUGCAAGUGAACUACAAGCAGGUCUUAGCCUUGUGAAGGGAAUGAAAAAUGAUGUUGAGAAGACACUAGAUGAGCUUGAUCAAGCUAUUGGGAUUAAUAAUAAUCAUGGGUCCACGAAACAGUCACCAAAUCGUGCUCGAAUACCCUUGAGGUCUUUCUUGUUUGGAGUCAAAUUGAAGAAGAAGCAUCAUCAAUCGCUGUUUUCAUGUGUUAAUCCGGCACUGCAGAAGCAAUACAGUGUCAUUGAUCAAAAUAACGCCCCAAUAUAG